Messenger RNA from Triplophysa rosa, 1820 nucleotides. RefSeq names its product alpha-2,8-sialyltransferase 8E-like. Gene Ontology annotation, molecular function: alpha-N-acetylneuraminate alpha-2,8-sialyltransferase activity. Gene Ontology annotation, biological process: oligosaccharide metabolic process; N-glycan processing. The record is from RefSeq and is a predicted model, not a curated record. Lineage: Eukaryota; Metazoa; Chordata; Actinopteri; Cypriniformes; Nemacheilidae. The coding region runs from base 436 to 1410 and encodes 324 amino acids. The transcript is spliced from 6 exons.
CAGCUAACUUUUCUCUUCAUUUUCAUAUUAUUCCGGUCGUAUGGAUAUCUGAAAUCAGUUAUAACGAAUCAUAAUUGGAUUUAAUCAUCAGUGUCGUAAUUGUUACGUUUCGAUUUUCAUGUAUAUUAUCACGAGGCGGAGUAACGUUAGCCUACUACACAUGACUAACGUUACCGCUUGUACCUCAGGAAAUCCAGCCAUGGAUGAUUUGUUGUGGAUUCUAUCACCCAUGUCAAUUCCAUACGAACAAGAGCAAACAGUACUGCACGCUUAACACGGUCAAAUCUGUUACGCCGCUCCGCCUAUCUUCUUUUCCUGUCGCAUCAUCGUAGCUCUGGUGAUAUCUUCUCAACCCUAUAAACGGACUCGUAAGGCAUAGAAGAAACUCUACUGUUCUGUAUCAGUGUGCACCCAUUCCUCACUACAAAGUUUCAGAUGGACCAGAGGUGUGUUAAACGGAUCUUCGCACUGCUGACACUUUUAAUAACCUUUACAAGUCUAUGUGUCAUCUACUUCGAAAUAAACACGACCACAAGAGUGUUAUAUGGCAUCCGACGAGUGCACUGCAUGGAGCUCCGUCACAAGUUUUCCAUCAUCACUUCAGAUAGAGUCAGACUGCGUAGCUGUUGUAACGCAACGGGUGUUUUAUACUUCACAAAGCAGAACACAGCUGUCAAUGACAGUAUUCCUUAUGAGACUAACUCAAAACGGAGCUACAAAGUAAACACUGAAGUUCACGACAUGCUGCCUGAGGAGUUUCCCUGGAGUAAGCGUUCUCUCGCCCGUUGUGCUGUGGUGGGCAGUGGUGGGAUUCUGAAGAACAGUAGUUGUGGAAGAGAGAUUGACAUUGCAGACUAUGUCAUCAGGUUUAACAUGGCUCCCGUUAAUGACAGUGAUGUUGGGUUGAAGACUGAUCUGCUCACUGUUAAUCCCAGUCAGCUCACACGCUUUAAAAUGAUGAAAGUUGGUCCAGAUCCAUUAGUGCAGCGUUUGAGUGUGUACGGUAACUCAUCAAUCAUCAUUCCAGCAUUUUCAUAUUCAUACAACACUCAGCUAGCCAUCAACACGCUCAAAGUGCUCCGGCCGAUCAUACCUCACCAACAAAUCGUCUUCUUUUCACCAAGCUACCUUAAGAAAUUGGCUGGUCUCUGGAAGGGGCGUGGCUUGAAAGCGACCCGCCUCUCCACAGGUUUUAUGUUAAUUAAUGUGGCACUAGAGCUGUGCGAUCACGUGCACGUUUAUGGAUUUUGGCCAUUUGACAUCAAUCUGCAACAGCAAGAGGUUCCACAUCAUUAUUAUGACAAUGUUGGACCCAAACGUGGUGUUCACUCCAUGCCAAAAGAGUUUCUCAACUUGCUGCAGCUCCACAGCCAGGGGGCGCUAACACUGCAGAUACAGCCCUGCUCUUAACUGAAGAUCUCGUGUGUGUUGCUCAUCUGACGAUUUCGCAUGAUCUUGGAUUGUUCGGUUCUUCGAUGCUCAUCCUGGAAUUGUUGUUUUGACAACAGGUCCGUUAGCUUAAACCUGUUCGGGAGCACGAUUAUUUCAUGUAAACAGGAUUAGAUCGCGAUCAUGUCAAGUCGGCUUCAUUCAUACAAAAGCAACUUGUUGCACAAGGCACAGGAUUAAUAGAAAGAGCUUUGCGAAUUUAACAUAUAAUUAACGCAAUGUUUUGCUUUUAGAACAAUAUUUAUUGUAAUAUAAUAUAUUUAGAAUAAUUUGUGUUUUUAUUAACUGUGAAAAGUCUGCGAUGAGGACCGAAAUAAAUGAAUGAAGGAAUGAAUAAAUAAAUAAAUAAAAUAUCGUUUUUUUCUUGUGAA